Molecule: messenger RNA, 4153 nt
Organism: Plodia interpunctella (Indianmeal moth)
Lineage: Eukaryota; Metazoa; Arthropoda; Insecta; Lepidoptera; Pyralidae
Gene: smg
Product: smaug
Exons: 7
Coding region: 257-2026 (589 amino acids)
Biological process (GO): negative regulation of translation; nuclear-transcribed mRNA poly(A) tail shortening; regulation of mRNA stability
Cellular component (GO): P-body
Molecular function (GO): protein binding; translation repressor activity; mRNA binding
Source: RefSeq, a predicted model, not a curated record
GUGGUUAGCCAUUUUGGAUCUGAGAAAUGAAUGAUCGUGUUUCAAAAAUUAUGUUUUCAAUCUACCUGUAAUAAUUUUGUAAAACUUUACUCGUGCAACGCGGUAUACAUUCGUAUAAUUUGCCGGAGCUACCGUUGCAAGUGCUGUUCCGCCGCUGAACAGGCCAAAUUGUGCCUGGAUGAUCAGCUGUCAGGGACCUUUGACGUGUAGAAUACAAACAAAUCUUCUUUUAUCGGUCUGAUAUGCUGUUAGCGCGAUGAACGGAACAUUUUACGAGCAGCUAUCGGGCGUUGCUGGGCUUUUUGAGCAAUGGGGUCCAUGUGAGAAGACUGUGGUGGCAUGCGCCCUGGCAAGGCGUGUGCCUUGGCCUGGGCUAAGGCUUGUGCAGCGCGCUGUGGAGGCUGCCCUGCAGAACCAUGUUGAAGACGAGAGGCUGGAGCACGAGGCCAACGAUGAGUCGAUUCUUGCCAGCCUACUUUCAGCCAGAUGUGAUGAUGAUGAUAAUGAGGGUGCAGAACAGUUAAGGAGGUUGUUGACAUUGCUUCCUUUUUUGAGGACAGACAAUGAGCGAGCAAAAGACAUUUAUGUGACUGCUGCUCAAGCAUUAGUUCAAAGAUGUGUGGAUGCCCCUCGGCGGUCGACAACUGCACCGGACCUAUGCAGGCAGCUACUCUCAUACCUCCUAGUGCACCCAGCACUCACACAUAAUGACCAAAAAACAUUGACACAAUGGCUGCGCCAUCUAGAAAAUCACAUAUCUGGUAACAGAAACACAGAAACAGUGUGGCAACAACGGAUAGACCCCUGCUUAUUAUCAGAUGCAAAUAUUUGGGGAUCAAACAACACUUUUAGGCGGACAAUCGGCAAGAAUGUCGAGUUCAGAGGCUUAGUGGAACCUAUAGAAACUUGUUACACUGAUUUAUUGCAGGAGUCAUUUUCUAAAAAUGGACGAGACGUUGAUAUUAGUAUAGAAGGUGAAAAGCUAAAUUUUGACGCGGCGAUAUCGCAACCGAAGUCACAGAGAUCAAAUAGUUUGACUCCACCUUCGACAAACUUUAUGCAUAUGUCAUCGUCGGCGGAAAAUUUAAGUGACGAGCCCUUUGUACAGAAGCCACGAAGUUUUUCGUUGUCUAGUGAACACAGUUUAAGCCAGUUGCGGCCAAUUAGCAUAAUGUAUGGUACAACGGGGAGUGAGACACGGUUAGAUGACUUAAGGUCACACAACUUCGGGGAACACCCUGGCAUGUCCACAGUGACUCAGUGGCUGAAGAGUUUAAGGUUACAUAAAUAUGUUUGGUUGUUCACAAAUAUCAGUUACGAGCAAAUGAUGUCCAUGGACGACGAAUAUUUAGAAAAAUUAGGUGUAACCAAAGGCGCCCGGCACAAGCUUCUCCUAUCAAUAAAGAAGCUGAACGAACGGUCCGCCAUUUUGGACAGUGUAUCAGCCGAGUUGACAGCGUGUGUGUCUGCGGUGACUUUGGCGCUGGCGCUGGAGCGGCUGCGUGCGGUGCUGCUUAGCCCCAUGCCCGCGUCCUGCGAGUUACCCAAGAUGAUCGUCAGAGCGCUUGAUAUUGCGUCCAACGCGCUGAGCAGCGGCUGCGCGACGGCGGCGCGCGCGCGCGAGGACGGCGACCCCGACCCGGCCGUGGACCCGCUGUCGCUGCACUGCUGGCUCGUCGAGAAGGCGUUGCACCACGAAGCGUUCGUCCAGCCGGAGCUGCAGGAACAUCUGAAGCGGCUGAGGCAUCGUCUGCCGCCGCGACAGUUCUUCCACCACGUCAGCGAUAUGCCGCUCAACAGACGCUGUCCCAAACCAAGAUGGCGCAUGGCCCCGGGCGCGUACCAGAAGGCGCGGCGGUGGGCGGGCCCGGCCUCGCCGCGCGGCAAGUCGCACUCCUACCCGCCCUUCCCGCCCUUCCCGCCCGCCCUCGCGCGCCCGCCGCCGCCGCCCUCCGCCGCGCCCAGCGACGACUACAGCAGCCUCGACGCGCUCUGUCUGCAGAUGACCGAGCAAGCCAUCAACUGAACCGACGACCAGUCGGACGAUCGCUCGGACGAUCUACCCGAAUCGAACAGUGUUGUGUUCAUAUCCGAGUUUUAUAUGUGGUGGACCGAUCGAACUAGCGAUUGAUUUGUAUUUAUUAAUAAACAGUGUUGUGCAAUGGUUGAUUUUAGUGCAAUAAUCUUAGUGCGGUUCUCCAAUCUUGAAUUAUUUAGGGUUGCCAACGUUUAUUUGAAAUUUAUAUUUUGUGGUUUGAGAAUUCAUCUGUUAUGACCGAAAUUUUACACCCGUAAAAAAAAUUGUUAUAAUUAUAUAGUGUACUUGUUAUUGUUUGCGAUCGUACAAUUUUUAAUAAUUGUUCUAAAUCUUGCUGUUGGUGUUCAAUUUUAAAUAUACAUCUAUUAAAAAUUUAGUCAUACCUAAUAAAUUUCUAUUAAAACAGUUUCUCAGACAGUUUUUCAGACAAUUUUUCUAAAGACAUAAUGAAAUGAGCUCACAUAUAAUGUAUAUAUAUUGUGUAAGUAUAUCAAGAAUGUAAUAAAAUGUAAGUAGUACAAAUAUUGUUGGCAACCUGGUAGACAUGAACUGGUUACAAAUUCCACUCUUGCUAAUAUUAGUUGACAUUGCAAUAUGCAUGUUUUUUAUGGAUUUAUUUAUAAAUAUUUAUUUAUACCACAAUGCUUAUCAGAAUAAUGUGCUUAUUACAGAUUGUUUAAUAUCUGUAUGAUGUAUAUUUAUAUUUGACUGGGUUUGCAAUGGGCAGAGCCCUCAUUAUUUUAAGAAUUUUAUUGUAAUUCUUCGCAAUAUUAUAUUUUUUGCGAAAUUUUAUAGUACGUGUAAUAUUGCGACAUUGUGUAGGUAUUCAAUGUUUCGGUCUCAAAACAUGUGUAGGUAUAAUUACAUAAUAUUUUAAGUAAUAGUCAUAUUUAUUUUUUCGAAUUAAUAUAAUGAAGAGCUAGGAAAAUGAUGCCUUAAUUUAACGAAAAUACAUAUAAAAUUCGAUUUUAAGAUGCAUGAAUAUUUGCGUGACCACCUGAUUCCCCAAAGCUAUACUUAAUUUAUGAAUGUUUACAAUAAAUAUAUAGCUGCAUUUUUAAAUGUUAACACAUAAUUUAUUCACCAUUUUUUUGUAAAUAUAAGAUUGUAAGUUACUGUUUAAAUUAUAGUUAAAUCGUUGACAUCGAUCCGGCCGGCCAUCGGUCGUUGUACAAGUACAGACCCGAACUUCCUAGAUUUCUCUGGUGCUAAUUUAGCAACUUUGAUUCCGAGAUAGUCAAUAGUACGAAUGUAGCUAGGGCUAAGGAUAUCAGUUUUGUUGUAUACAAAGCUUGUUACUAGCCAUAUUGUCCUGCGGGACUCGGUUGUGAUGUACCUACCGUCGUCCGCUGCUUCGUAGCUCCGGCCUUCGUCCGCUAGAUGUCGCGCUGUGUCAUCGCGGACCACACGGCCUAACGUUGAAAAACUUAGAUAAAAAUAAUUACGUGUAUUAUAAUGAAUGAUAUUAUUGUUGUCCUGUACAUUGUGAUCAUUGUUGACUAGUUACUUGCACACAACAUCUGUUUCGAACAAUACAAAAGUUAUUAUAUUAGAUGUAACCUGUUGACUGAUGAUUUUAAUUAUUUAUGAUGUUACGUCCUGUUUAUUUAUUUAGUGAGUCUGUAUUUUGACUGGAUCAAAAAUUUUUGAUUGUAAGAUGAGCAGUGUUUUUUAUUUUAAUGUACAAACAAAAUACAUCUAUAAUGAAAUGUUACGAGGAUGUAAAUAUUGUAAUACUUUUCAAUAUAUUUUAAUAUAUUAAGAAAAUUAUUGUUUUGUACAAAUUGAAGGUGUGUUGAUGGACAGACCUAAUUAUAUUAGUGCAAUGAAUUUACUUUGGUUGUAAUGUUAAAAUCAUACUUAUUAUUAAUGACACAGUUCAUUGGUGUUAAUUUAUAUAUUAAAACAUCUAAAUUGUUUUCUAUUGUGUUGCAAUAGUAAACUUUCUGAUAUAAUCAAAUCAAUAUUUAGAAAAUACGUAAAACAAUUUUGUUAUUCUAUCUAUCUUAUUUUGCACUUUCUUCUCACUUCUGUUUACUCUGGACUGUGAUAUGUUUUAUUUUUGGAUCACAAUAUUCAUCAGCACCAAAAAUAAAGAAUAUUGUAUAGUGUAAA